Cheilinus undulatus (humphead wrasse) is the source of this 6383-nucleotide messenger RNA. It is a transcript of the gene fgd4a, whose product is annotated as FYVE, RhoGEF and PH domain containing 4a. Gene Ontology annotation, cellular component: cytoplasm. Bases 1155 to 3641 code for a protein of 828 amino acids. The record is from RefSeq and is a predicted model, not a curated record. Gene Ontology annotation, molecular function: metal ion binding; guanyl-nucleotide exchange factor activity. The transcript has 17 exons. Lineage: Eukaryota; Metazoa; Chordata; Actinopteri; Labriformes; Labridae. Gene Ontology annotation, biological process: filopodium assembly; cytoskeleton organization.
UGCCAGAGUAUGUGGAAAUUAUGGGUGAGACCAAACACUAGAAAGUUUUUUAAAAAAUGAGUUACAUUAACUAAAAAAAAACAGAACUGCUAUUUCAGCUCUAUUUUUUUCAGAGUUUAUAGAAAUAUUUUUGUUAUUGUACUGCGAUUAUUUGACAGUCAUUCCUUAGCCUAGAGUUUUCCCAGAAUGCCUUUGGACAUUAGACACUUUUGCACCAUUGGUGAAGUUACUCACUCAGUUAGGAGAGCAACCUUCGGGGCGUAACAGUAAUAUACAAUGGAAGGUCCUCUAAACAUGAUGGAAGAGGACUUCCUGUGGUAGAAACAAGGGAUCAUGGCAGUGGAUGAGCUUUCAAUAAGAGAGCAUUUCUGCAGCUACACAUUAGGUCAACUUUAACAUCAAUUAUCAGAACCAAAUGAGGGCAGAAAUUUAAUCAGAUUAGAGCCUGGCAGCAUGCCGGCACAUUCCCUGGAUUUCUUUUUAAUGCAGUUGGUGUUUGAGGUCAGAGGAUGAACGUCCUAUGCAGAUUUCAGUUCUUUACUGCAGAGACCCUGCUUACAACAAGGCUGCAGAACACAAAUCUGCACCGGGAAGCAUGAGAGUGCACCUUUGGUCCCUGUUGUGCAACUUUUCAGGGGUGUUCCCCAUGCUGCAUUAAUCAUUUGCACAUAAAAGUCUUUGCAGAGAUCUCUGAACAUUUGAUUCUGAUUACAGCUGUGCAGGAUCCUCUGCAGUGCUGCAGGUGACUGAUUUGGAAGGAAUGCAUCGAGAGGAAUUUCUGCCAGUCAGACCGGUUUACUGUGAGAGAAAAAUAAUACCUGUCAUUCCUUUCUAUACUACUGUGCUGUUACAUAAAGGCUGUCAGAGAGCAUGCAGGAGUUUGACAAUGUGUGCACCAUGUGUACGAACAUUCACACCCUAAACCUGCUCACACAUGAACCACUCUAAUGUGUGGACAGAGAUCAAGAUGACUAGAGCUAUUAAUGUCACAUCACAGCUGUCAGUAAAUGAAGACUUCCUGUGUGGGUUUAGGUGUGUCUUUUGUUUUGUGGCUGUCUGAUGGCUCAAAGUUGAACUAUAUAAUUCAGAUUAGCAUUAAUGCUGAUGAAUGAACACCGAGCAGAGCAGCUCUGCUCACAGGAGAACAACAAAACAUGGACCCGCUUUGGUUGCAGUUCCCUGAGGUGACUUCUGCAAAAGCUCUCGGCAGCAGCCCGGCUUGUGAGCACAGCGACCCGCCCAGCGUACAGGCGUGUCUGAGUCGAGCAGGUGGUGGGAGGUCCGACAGGAACAGAAGAGAGGUCAAUGGAAGAGUCCCUGGCAGCAGGCCGGGUUCACAGACUAAACCACAAGUGCCUCCAAAGCCGCCACAUCUCCAGAGCCCGGUGACGGAGCCUACCUCUCCGUGGGGCCGCAGUCAGAAACCACUGUUCAGACCGGGUAUGGAGGAGGGAGGGGGACAUGGAGGAGGAGGAGGAGGAAGAGGGGCUGCAACCAGAGAGAGAGCCAGAGAGAAACACUCCAAAGUGUCGGACCUCAUCAGCCGCUUUGAGGAGAACAGCAACACAGACAGCAAGAGAGACGGCUCUCCGCUCAAAAACAGCAAGUCGUCAAACUGCAGCCCAGCUCACCGCGCCCAGCAGAGGCAGACGGACACCGGCAGGACUCAGGAGAGCCCCUCCUCCGCUCCGGCCGAGCAGCAGGAUGCCCACAAACGGGCGGCUAAUGGGGUGAUAGUGCAGAUGGAGAAGGAGAAGCCGGAGAGGAACGAUGAGAGGAUAGAGACUGUGGGGCUGGUGAACGGAGAUAUGGGGGACGGGAGCACGGAGCAGAGUGAUGAGGCUCCUCACACAGAAAGGACUGGCACAGAGAGCCACUGUGAGGGAGAGGACAGUAAAACAGAGAGCAUGCAGGGCAGUGAAGAAGGGAGCACGGAGCAAAAGGAGACAAAUGAGCAGAAGCUGUUUAAGAUCGCCAGCGAGCUCUUGCAGACAGAGAAGGCCUACGUGGCUCGACUAAACCUGCUGGACCAGGUAUUCUGUACUAAGCUAAUGGAGGAGGCGAACAAAGGGACGUUCCCUGUGGACGUAGUGAAGAACAUUUUCUCCAACAUCACCUCCAUCAACGCCUUCCACAGCCAGUUUCUGCUGCCAGAACUCGAGAAACGGAUGGGAGAAUGGGCCUCCAAACCUCGCAUCGGAGACAUCCUGCAGAAACUCACACCCUUCCUCAAAAUGUACGCUGAGUAUGUGAAGAAUUUUGACCAUGCCAUGGAGCUGCUCAAACAGUGGACUGACCGCUCACCACAGUUCAAGACCAUCAUUCAAGAGAUCCAGAGUAUGGACAUGUGUGCCUCCCUGACGCUCCAGCAUCACAUGUUGGAGCCGGUGCAGAGAGUUCCUCGCUAUGAGAUGCUGCUCAAAGAUUACCUGAAGAAGCUUCCUCAGGAUGACCCUGACAGGAGAGACGCAGAGAAAUCCUUAGAAAUCAUCGCCACAGCUGCUACUCACUCCAACAGCGCCAUAAGGAAAUCUGAGAACCUGAAGAAGCUGAUGGAGAUUUAUGAGAUGCUGGGUGAGGAGGAGGACAUCGUUAACCCCUCCAACGAGUUCAUCAAAGAGGGUCACAUCCUGAAACUGGCCGCCAGGAACACGUCAGCCAUGGAGCGAUACCUCUUCCUGUUCAACAACAUGCUGCUGUACUGCGUGCCCAAAUUCAGUCUAGGAGGGCCCAAGUACACGGUGAGGACAAGGAUCGGCAUCGACGGCAUGACGGUCCGGGAAACUUCAAAUGAGGACUACCCUCACACCUUUCAGGUGUCAGGGAAGGAGAGAACGCUGGAGCUACAGGCCAGCUCAGAGCAGGACAAGGCAGGCUGGAUUAAGGCCUUCCAGGAGACCAUCGAGAUCUUCCAGCAGAAGAACGAGUCGUUUAAGAACGCUCUGAAGGAGGUGGAGGAAGUGUCGAACGCAGAGCUGGGGAAGAGGGCUCCUCGCUGGAUCCGCGACAAUGAAGUGACGAUGUGCAUGAAAUGUAAAGAGCCUUUUAACGCCCUAACACGGCGGAGACACCACUGCAGAGCUUGUGGAUUUGUGGUGUGCUGGAAGUGCUCCGACAAUAAGGUGCCCCUCGAGUACGAUGGAAACAAGGUGAACAAAGUGUGCAGAGACUGUUACUCCAUCCUGACAGGAGAGACGAUAGCAGAGGGCAGGAAGAAGGGCAUCCUGGAGAUCGAAGCUGCUCAGUUCUCAGGCAGCAGCAUCAUGUGUGGCUUCCUGCAGUACUGUGAGAAGAACAAACCGUGGCAGAAGGUUUGGUGUGUCAUCCCUGAGAAGGAGUGCCUGGUGCUGUACCUGUACGGAGCUCCACAGGACGUGAAGGCCCAGUGUACCAUCCCUCUCCUGGGCUACUCUGUGGACGACACGGCCCGGCCCACGGACCCUCCGGCUACCUUCCGCCUCUCCCAGUCGAAGUCCACGCACAACUUCGCUGCGGACACGGAGGAGCUGAAGCAGCGCUGGCUCAAGGUGAUCCGGGUGGCAGUGACGGGAGAGAUGCCUGAAUGUCCUCAGACAAACGGCAACAACUCAAACAUCAUGGACAACAACAACACACAGGAAGCGAGCACGGACAGCUCAUAAACAGAAGCUCGUGAAAAGACACCGUGUGCACGUGUGCAGCACACAAACACCUGAAUGCACACCUCUCAUGCUGUCCGUGAAUCUGAAUCUUAAAGACUUAAAGAGUGCUGGAUUUGCUGCCUUUCCUCACCACCUUCUGUUUUUCCUUCUUGGAUUUUACUCAUAAAGCUACUCGAGGAUUUUCGAUCCGCUGUUAGAGCUGUGCUGGAUUAUAAAGGACCCGUCUGGUACAAUCAACACUAGAGCACUGAGGCCUCAGGAUUGACUCAGACAGGCUCCAUAAAGGUUGACUCAAACUCAUCAUAGACUUCAAACCUGUGUCAGCUCUUCUCGAGCCGUUGGACGAUCACAGACUCAUGCAGCGCCCCAUUUAGGAUGUGAAUCAAAGCGAACUGAAGUCUGCUGGUGCUUUAACUCAACUCUGUGUUCCUGUACAGUUUAAAUGUCUUCAAAAGAGGAGCCGUUGUGUUUUUAUGUACAGAAAUCAGUCCCUUUCUGUUUUGAUAACAUAGAGAACUAUGAUAAAGUAUUUACAGUAUUGCCCCGUUUCUGUGCGAUCCUGUGGUUUAAUAGCAAUGCUCUCGUUUCAGUCAUCAGUGUGGAUUUAUAAACACUCCAUCAGACUCUGUAGAUACGUUGCCUGAUCUGUCUGCUUUGCAAUUAGUUGCACCUCUUUUUAAUCAGCUAAAAAAAAAAAACAAAUCAGUACUGCUAACAGAUGAGGAAUUGAUGUAUGAAGUACCCAACAAAACGUAACAUUUCAUCACAUUGAUGCAACAUUCCUGUAAAUCCAUUGCAUAAAUAAUUCAGGGUUGCUUGUUGAUUGCAACAGUGCCAAUAAGUGAGCAGCUAAAAAACGACAAGGCUCUGCAGCAGUUUAGCAAUGCUUACUAAUGAAGUUUGACGAUUACAGCAUAAAGUGAUUUUUGUACAGUCAUAAAUGUGUCCAAAAAAGUCCCAUGAUGCAACUCAACUGCAACCAAAAACAGACUUUCCCUUCUCACAAACACCAAGAUGUCUCGUCGAAUAUUUAUAUUAACAGUACGAAGAAGAAGACGAAGAUAUUCCUGCACACUUCCUCGGUUGUUUCUAUUUGGUUUUGUCCUGUGCAGAAGUUUUAGGCAUGUAGGGCACUUAAGAGGCCCAGGACCAAUGUGGUGAGGAGGGAGCUGGGCCGGAAGCUUUCAAUUCACCAGUCAAUCUUCGUUCCAGCCCUCACCUAUGGUCAAGAACUCUGGGUAAUGUCAGAAAAAUGAGAUUGCAGGUUCAAAAUGAGAUUCCUCAGGAGGAUGUCUGGGCUUAGCCUUAGGGAUAGCCUUAGGGAGCUCAGACAUCUGGAGAGAUCUUGAAGUAGAGGUGCUGCUCCUUCGCCUCGAAAAGAACCAGUUGAGGUGGUUCAGGCAUCUGAUCAGGAUGCCUCCUGGUUGCCUCCCUGUGGAGGUCUUCCUGGCAUGUCCAAGUGGGAGACUCUGGGACAGACCCAGGACUUGAUGGAGGGAUAAUCCCAUUUGGCCUUUGAAUCUCUCAGGAGGAACUGGAAAACAUUGCUGGAAAAAGGGAUGUCUGGGUUGACUUGCUUUGCCUGCUGCCACCGUGACCCAACCCCGGAUAAGCGGAAAAAGAUGGACGGGCAUUCAUGAAAGAAACAAGACUAUUAAUUGCAAAUGAGGGAAUAUAUAAAGAAGUUAUUUAAUUUUUGAGGGAAUCAAAAUUAAGAGGGGGUUGCUUGACACGGCAAAGUCUGGGAACCCCUGUUCCAUUCUCGAUUAACAAAUUAUCAUGAAAAAAUCUGCUUUGUUAGCCCUAGACUAUGGGAGAAAGUAGGUCUGGAUCUCGAGGAAGCAACCAAAAUCUACUUUUUUCAUGCAAAAACUUAGUGAAUUAAUAUCUAAGGAUGUUUGCCCUCUCAGGUCUUCAUUCGUCUAAAACUUUUUUGCCACAGUUUUUCCAGGCACAUGUUCAAAGCCCAUUUUCAGGCCCCAGCCCACCAGCUGAGAGUUACUGGCACUGAGCAUCUGUGCAGGCAUAUCCUCCAUGUUUUCUUUCUGUUAAUGAAUUGCACCAUAAUGUGCAUAUAACCAGCCUUUUUUAGGCCUAACAAAAAAACUCCCUGAAAAAAAUUUGCAUUUUAAGGAUUAUUUGUCCCAAACCCAUGAGUCUGAUCAUGCUGUUUUCAUUAAAUUAGCACCCUGCAAACAUGAACUCGAGUACCUCCUAAUACCAGAUGGAUAACAGGUGCACUGAAGAGCAAAGCUCCAGAUUAGGACCUUCACUUUUUGCGUAGAGCUGAGCGAGGAUCAUCAUUGUCUUUGUGUGGCAGGUUUUCUAUUCAAAUGCAGCACAAUCACAGAUUUAGAAAGCUGGUGUGAGAAAUGUACAUGUGUUUUUAAUGCUGUAAUUAAUUUUAUUAUUUAAAAUAAUUUAUAGAGUAUGACGAGCAUGAUGUUUAAGUAGCACAAAGAUGUCCCCUCGGUCAACUCAGAAGAGCAGUAGGUAGACGUCAUUUUCCCUGGGAGCGGAUCGAGUCGCAUCCUUUCUUCACGACCAGCUGUGUAUGUCUGAACAUUCCCCCCUCCUCAGUAUUCAAAUAAAAACACCAGAGCACAAAGUUCUGUCUGAGAGAUCUGAAUGUAAAUCCAGAUUUGUUUGUGUCCUCAUCUCCUCCCCAAAGGUUUGAGAAUCGACGCACUUUACAGGCUUAUAAAGUGUACCUUCAGAGAAAAUUAAAGAUGUUCAAUAUGA